GUGGCUCAGGUGGAGAAGUUCACCGAGAGCAGCGGUCUGGGCAUCAGCCUCGAAGCCAACAGUGGUCAUCAUUACAUCUGCUCCGUCCUUCCUGAGGGACCCGUGGGUCGCUGUGGCAAGCUGUUCAGUGGAGAUGAACUAGUCGAGGUCAACGGUAUUUCCCUGAUCGGUGAAACGCACAAAGAGGUGAUCAGAAUCUUGAAGGAACUUCCAGUCUGUGUUUACAUGACCUGCUGUAGACCUGCUCCUGAUCUUCAGACUGACAUGGAGACCGUCCAACCAGAUUCAGAGGCUUUGUCCACAGUGUAUACAUUAAAGGUACUGUAUGUCCUUGACAAAAGCAAAUGCGGUUCAGUUUAUUAAUAUAGCACCAAGUCAAAACAAAGGUCGUCUCAGGACGCUGUACUAAAAAUCCCAAGCAAUUUUCUAUUUCAAUUCUUUAUUCAUUUAAUUAAAACAAAACAAAUAAUUUUAUAUAC
This is a messenger RNA of Austrofundulus limnaeus, 479 nucleotides long. Its product is annotated as multiple PDZ domain protein. Gene Ontology annotation, biological process: tight junction assembly. Gene Ontology annotation, molecular function: protein binding. Gene Ontology annotation, cellular component: cytoplasm; bicellular tight junction; apical part of cell. The record is from RefSeq and is a predicted model, not a curated record. NCBI's taxonomy places the organism in Eukaryota, Metazoa, Chordata, Actinopteri, Cyprinodontiformes, Rivulidae.